Messenger RNA from Micropterus salmoides (largemouth bass), 1033 nucleotides. RefSeq names its product trypsin-like. Lineage: Eukaryota; Metazoa; Chordata; Actinopteri; Centrarchiformes; Centrarchidae. The record is from RefSeq and is a predicted model, not a curated record. Gene Ontology annotation, molecular function: serine-type endopeptidase activity. The transcript is spliced from 5 exons. The coding region runs from base 5 to 760 and encodes 251 amino acids. Gene Ontology annotation, biological process: proteolysis.
UAAGAUGAACAUGAUUCCAUCAUGUCACCUCUCACUGCUCCUUUUGCUUGCUGUAACAGAUGUGUACGGGGUGAGAAUCAUCGGGGGUGAUGAGGUAUACCCCUACUCCAUCAGGUAUCAAGCCUCCCUCCAAUUCAUGAACCUACACUUCUGCGGAGGCACCCUCAUCCACCCGCAGUGGGUGGUGUCUGCUGCCCACUGCUGGAGACCGGGUGCCAUGAUCCAAGUGGUACUGGGUGAUCACAACAUCUUUGAGGUGGAGGGCUUUGAACAGAGGUUCAAUGUCUCCUUAGUCAUCAGGCACUACCAGUACUCAUACUGGACAUUUGACAGUGAUAUAAUGCUGCUGAAGUUGGACCGUCCAGCUAUCAUCAACACCAGGGUCCAACCGGUCUCUUUUCCAAACCCGGACUCACCCCCGUUGGCUGACCGCACCCGGUGCACAGUCAGUGGCUGGGGUGUGACCUGGCUCGACAGCAACAGCCUGUCACCUGUAUUGAGGUCUGUGGAUGUGGACAUCUUUUCCAACUGCCGGUACUACUACUACUUCAGGAUCACAGACAACAUGGUCUGUGCUGGCUCUAUUCUUGGUGGGAAAGACUCCUGUCAGGGUGACUCAGGAGGGCCUCUUGUUUGUGACGGCAAAUUUGAGGGAAUUGUAUCUUGGGGCGCCAGGUGUGCCUAUGCUUACUACCCUGGCGUCUACACCAAGGUCAGGAACUACCUCGGAUGGAUCACCUUGGUCACCCAGAACAGCUAAUGAGACUCUUGAUUACAAGAUCACCAAGGACUCUACUCUGAAGAUUGGGUGGAUCCUAAUGGCACCAAAGGCAUUAAUGGAUUUUUUUUUGUUGUCUUUCAUAUAAACAUAAUUAUAUCUUCUAAAAAAAAAAAAGAAAGUGUCUGUAACAUACAUUCCAUGACUGACUAAACCCCCUACUUAGUGAAAAUCACCCAAUAAAGAAGACUCAGGUUGUUAAAAAAAAAAACAUAAACCAAGUCUGACAUAUAUAUGCAACAAAUGCACUUUGUA